Molecule: messenger RNA, 1412 nt
Organism: Apodemus sylvaticus (European woodmouse)
Lineage: Eukaryota; Metazoa; Chordata; Mammalia; Rodentia; Muridae
Product: ubiquitin-conjugating enzyme E2 Q2-like
Exons: 1
Coding region: 51-1160 (369 amino acids)
Molecular function (GO): protein binding
Source: RefSeq, a predicted model, not a curated record
UGCGGGACAGCUUCACUUCCACGCUCAUCUCGGAGGGCCUGAGAGGAAGGAUGUCGUUGGGGCAUAAGGCUGAGCUGGAGUUCCUAGCGUCCAUCUUCCACAAGGACCAUGAGCGUCUGCGCAUCGUGAGCUGGCACCUGGAUGAGCUGCAGUGCCAGUUCCUGUUGCCACCAGAGCCUGCAGGCACCCCGUCCUCGCCACCACAGCUCACCCUGCACUGCACCAUCCCUGAAUCCUACCCAUCUUCAUCUGCGAUAUGGUUCGUGGACUCUGACUAUCCAGAUCUCACAUCAAUUCUGGAAAGCCUGCAAGAUUCAAAGCCCCAAAGUUCGCUUUGUCAGCAGCUCAGAUGGCUGAUCUGUGAACUCUGCAGCUUAUAUAACCUGCCUGAACACCUGGAUGUGGAGAUGCUGGACCAGCUGCUCCCCAUCUCUCAGGAGGCCACCAUCAUAGAGGUGACUUCAGAAGAGGAAGAUGCAGCUGAGGAAGACCUGGAUUAUUAUGAGCUGAAAGAAGAAGAGAGAAGUAGUGAGAAAAAGUCGGAUGAUGACGGGCUUGAGGAAGAACAUUUGGCAAUGUUAAGGAAUAUCAAGACUAACCUAUGGAAAGCUCAUUUGAGUGGUACCACAUCUGGAUCACUGCUGGCCUCAAAUAGACUUAUGAAAGAACUCAGAGAGAUCUACAGAUCGCAGUGUUACAAAUCUGGGACUUAUUCCGUGGAACUGAUAAACAACAGUUUAUAUGAUUGGCACGUUAAACUGAAGAAGGUUGACCCUGAUAGUCCCUUGUACAGAGACCUUCAGCUCUUGAAAGAAAAGGAAGGCAUAGACUUUAUUUUGCUUAACUUUUCUUUCAAAGAUAAGUUUCCGUUUGCGCCUCCAUUUGUUCGCGUUGAGUUGCCUGUUCUCUCUGGAGGGCAUGUCUUGUUUGGAGGGGCGUUGUGUAUGGAACUGCUCACAGAAAUGGGCUGGAGCAGCGCCUACUCAGUAGAAUCGAUCAUCAUGCAGAUCAGUGCCACCUUAGUGAAAGGCAAGGCCAGGGUGUACUUCGAAGGAGGUAAGAAUCAAUAUUGUCUAACAAGAGCCCAACAGGUCUAUCAAAGGAUGAUGCGGGAGCAUGAGGAGAUAGGCUGGUUGACUCCUCCAGAGGAAGAUGGGUAAAAAGCCCACUUCCCUGCAUUUGGAACAAUGUAGCUUUAAAGACACACGUUUUGCAUAUGUUUGUAACUGGUAGUGAGAAAGAUACUAGCUAAUUGGUGUUUUAGUGGAUAAUCUGUCAACUGACUGCCAGUAGAAGUUCCAACCUUUUCAUUGUGCUUACUGUGGGGGUCUUGGGCUGAACUGUGACCCUUUACUGUUGUUUUUCCUGAUAUAUAAUCAUAAUGUCCAUUUGUCGUCAUCCUUGUUCCUUGA